ACAUCCACAAGCUGUUGACACAUGAUACGAAUCGUCGCGCGUGCGUCAGACAUCACUCCUGAGGAUUUGUAAAAUUUUCUUAAAAACCAAAGACGAGGUUCAGGAUGCUGUUUACAUGUUUGGCGUUAAUUGCUGUGCUCCAUCCAGCGGUUCACGUGGUGCACGCUCAAGGUCAGUCGUGCACCACGCCGAAUCAACAGCCAGGCGUGUGCAUCAACAUCAAAGUCUGCGAGCCCCUGAAGAACCUUUUGCAAACGCAAGGUCUAGCUGCCGGUGAUUUUCUAAGGCAAUCGUUGUGCUCGUACGUGAACCGCGAGGCGAUCGUUUGCUGCCCUGGGGAUCAAGGGAGAGACAGCAAAAAAGUGAAGGAACAUUCCUACGGACCGUUGUAUCCUCCACAAUGUGGUUUCAGCAACAGCAGCCACACAAAGGUGGUCGGUGGCGUGCCAGCAGAGCUCGGUGCAUGGCCCUGGAUCGCCGCUCUAGGGUUCCGCAACAACGCAAACCCUUCGCAGCCGUUAUGGCUAUGCGGUGGUUCCCUGAUAUCCGCCAGACACGUUCUAACAGCCGCGCAUUGCGCAGUUCGCAAGGAUUUGUACGUGGUUCGUAUCGGUGAUUUACUUUUGCGAGACGACAACGACGGAGCACAUCCGGUGCAACUCGAAAUCGAAAGCAAGAUACUCCAUCCUCAAUACCGUGCCUCUGAAUUUGUGAACGAUAUCGCUGUGCUUAGAUUGGUCGAGGAUGUGCCACUUUCAGAUUACGUGUAUCCGAUUUGUCUACCUGUGGAGGAUAACCUUCGAAACAACGAUUUCUACCGGUAUUUCCCCUUCCUUGCCGGGUGGGGAUCGGUUGGAUUCAGAGAACGUGCUAGCGACGCUCUCCUAGAAAUUCAAGUACCUGUAGUCAGCACUGAUUCCUGCAAACGAGCUUAUUCCGCGUUCGCAAAUUCGGUCAUCGACCAUCGAAUAUUAUGCGCUGGAUACGGACGUGGUGGCAAAGAUGCCUGUCAGGGUGACAGCGGAGGACCGUUGAUGUUACCAAAGGCAUCGACGUUCUAUCAAAUUGGUGUGGUGUCCUACGGUUACAGAUGCGCCGAACCAGGAUAUCCUGGUGUCUACACCAGAGUCACCGAGUUCCUCGAUUUCAUUAUCUCGUCGUUGCAAUAACGCGAUACAGAGAGUGGCUUUCCACCAGUACACACGCUUUUCAUGUACCACGUGGAAAAUAUGUCGAAGUCCGUUUGUCGUUCAGACAAGAGGGCGGAACUCUAAUUUCCAGUAUUUUCUAUACCACGCUAUAUACGGGUUUUAAAAAGGCACGCUUCGAACUUGCAACGUUUUGUACAGAGAAAAGGAUGAACAAAGAAUACUCUUGAUAUAACCUUUCUUCUUGUCUCUUUCCUUCAAUGUGAAUUGUAAGAAAUUCUCUUGAAAUUUGAUUUUUCCAAGUAUCGAGGGGAUUAGUUAGCUAUUCUCUUCAGAACACAUACACCAUGUACAAAGUUCUCAAGUACUUCGCCGCGUUUUAUAAAAUAGAGAAGUUGCCGGAAGUUUGGCAACAUAGGGCGCAUAAAGUACAAGAUAAGACUCACAUCUUUCGAAACUAUCUUUUAUUCAUCGAGAAGUUUCCCUCUAUACCGUUGAAUCGUUUCAAUUUCUCUCUCUCUCUCUCUCUCUCCUAUUUUCCUGUUUUCAGUUGCAAAUUCACAUUGGCUCUAUCUUUAGUUGCAAUUGUACACUUGACGGCAAAACAAAUGAAAUACCACGUUGAAGGAAAAAGAUAGAAGA
Molecule: messenger RNA, 1790 nt
Organism: Habropoda laboriosa
Lineage: Eukaryota; Metazoa; Arthropoda; Insecta; Hymenoptera; Apidae
Product: venom serine protease Bi-VSP-like
Exons: 7
Coding region: 105-1169 (354 amino acids)
Biological process (GO): proteolysis
Molecular function (GO): serine-type endopeptidase activity
Source: RefSeq, a predicted model, not a curated record